Molecule: messenger RNA, 1434 nt
Organism: Dendrobium catenatum
Lineage: Eukaryota; Viridiplantae; Streptophyta; Magnoliopsida; Asparagales; Orchidaceae
Product: U-box domain-containing protein 4-like
Exons: 2
Coding region: 68-1210 (380 amino acids)
Cellular component (GO): cytoplasm; nucleus
Molecular function (GO): protein binding
Source: RefSeq, a predicted model, not a curated record
GAUUCGGCGAUUCCCAGGUGAGGAUUAUAGGAGGGAGAUAAAGAGAGAGAGAGAGAGAAACAGAGAGAUGGAGGCAUGGGUGGCCGACGAGGAUUUCGCAGUGUAUAGUUGCGUGGGAGCGGCAGCGCCGGUGGAGGAGUUACUUGAGCGGUUGUGUUCUGUGGAUGCGGAGUGCAGGAUAGAGGCGGCGAGGGAGAUCCGAUGGUUGACGAAGACGUCGUCGAAGAACCGGCGGCAGCUCGCCGGAGCCGUUGGUCAGCUCGUCUCCAUGCUCCAGUCUGAAAGUCAGGAGGGAGCCCAGGCAGCUAUACUCGCGCUUCUCAAUCUUGCUGUUAAGGAUGAAAGGAACAAGGUCAAAAUUGUGCAAGCUGGGGCACUUUACUCACUCUGUGAUUUUAUGAAAUCAUCAGACUCAACUCUGCAAGAAUAUGCCACUACUUCUCUCCUCACCCUGUCUGCCUCUUCAUUGAACAAAACUACCAUCUGUGCAGCAGGUGCAAUCCCUCUCCUCAUCAUGGUCCUUACAGAUGGAACCCCGCAGGCUAAGAUUGAUGCCGCCGCCGCUCUGUUCAAUCUGUCCACAGUUAAAGAGAACCUGAACUCCAUCCUCUCAUCCCAUCCUAUUCCAGCCAUCAUAAGCCUUCUCAAAACCAUAAAGAAAUCCUCCAAAACAGCUGAGAAGUGCUGUGCUCUCCUUGAAUUCUUGUUAAGUUUUGAUGAGUUUAGCACCGCCGCCGCCUUGACAUCUGUGGAAGGAGGAGUGCUUACAGUAGUUGAAGUACUUGAGGAGGGUUCUGUUGUAAGCAAAGAACAUGCUGUGGGCACUCUUUUAACGAUGUGCAAGAGCGACCGUAAAAGAUACAGGGAGGUCAUUCUCAAUGAAGGUGUGAUUCCUGGUCUUCUUGAGCUUACAGUUCAGGGAACUCCCACUGCUCAGGCGAAAGCCCGCGAGCUUCUGAAGCUACUGAGGGAGUCUCCUUACCCAAGGCGGGAGCUUCAGGCAGAUACACUUGACAACAUAGUAUACAACAUAGUUUCUAGAAUAGAUGGCGAUGAUAAAAUGGGGGUGACAAUGGCGAAGAAGAUGCUGGCUGAAAUGGUACAGGUCAGCAUGGAGCAGAGCCUCAGGCAUUUGCAACAGAGGGCUUUUGUUUAUACUCCAGCAGAUCUUCCAUUAGGUAGCUGUAAUUCUCAGGUUAGUUUGAAGUAGGAGAGAAAGAUCCAUCUUGGAUCAUCUCCUCCUUGUGUUUUUCAUGUUGCAGUAAAGAAAGGUGAAAGAUGCCAGUCCAGGCCAUGAAGGUAACUGGUGACUGGUUAGUGUUGAUACUUGUAUGUUUAAAUAUGUGCAGUAAUUCAGCAUGGAUGUGAUACUGUGUUGAAAUCAUAAAUACAGUCCAAAAUGCUUAUAAUAAUGCAGAUUGCAUAUUCUCUGAA